Rana temporaria (common frog) is the source of this 1597-nucleotide messenger RNA. It is a transcript of the gene PLA2G10, whose product is annotated as phospholipase A2 group X. The record is from RefSeq and is a predicted model, not a curated record. Gene Ontology annotation, biological process: lipid catabolic process; arachidonate secretion; phospholipid metabolic process. The transcript has 4 exons. Gene Ontology annotation, molecular function: calcium ion binding; phospholipid binding. Lineage: Eukaryota; Metazoa; Chordata; Amphibia; Anura; Ranidae. Bases 148 to 750 code for a protein of 200 amino acids.
CAUGUGCCAAGAAUGCCAACAGCCAGGGCCAACAGCCAGGGCACACACAGGAAAAGGCUGAAGCUGUCUGUGGGAUGCAUGUAAUAGAGCGUAGACGGAAAGCAGUUUUUUUUUAAAUCACAGUUCCAGUGGAAGUUUGCAGAACAGAUGUAUAAAAGGACACACAGGGAUAUUGACUUCAUAUCCAUAACAAGACUCCAAAGAGAGAACAUCCACCACAAUACUGGUUCUCAUCAAGAUUCAGCAAUGAAACUCCAAAUAUUGCUCCUAUUUUUCUUUCAUAACUGUAUGAACCAAGAAUUAAAUAACACUCAUAUACGACAUAAAAGGGCAAUACUGGACCUUGCUGAAAUGAUUGAAUGUGGCACUGGGCUCUCCCCUCUGGCAUACGUUGGUUAUGGAUGUUACUGUGGAAUAGGAGGAAAAGGAUCACCAAAGGACAAAGCAGAUUGGUGCUGCCAUAAACAUGACUGUUGUUAUGGAAUUGCAGAGCAACAUGGAUGUUUGCCUAAGUCUGAUUUUUAUGAUUGGAGCUGUACUGAUGACGCAUACAUCAAAUGUGGUAAUACAAAUGACCACUGCCAAAGAAUUCUGUGCUAUUGUGACAAACAAUUAGCUGAGUGUUUGAGAAAAGCACCUUACAAUAACAAGUAUAUUCUGUAUCCCAAUUUUUUAUGUGGUAGCAAGACUCCAUCCUGCUAUUAUAGAGAAUGGUACCAAAAUCGCAGAAAGCAAGCACGUGCUGGAUAAAUAGCCGUUUCACGGAAUGUGACUUGUGUCCCUAGUGAUUGGAUGAAGGCGACCGAGUUACCCGUGUGGAUUUAAAUGAUGGGAUUGGUCCCUGACACUAAAACAGAAGAAUCUACUUGGAUGAGCAGUAAAUGGCCUUCAACGCUAACUUAUCAGAAUUUUUUUUGCAAACCGAGAUAAGAUAUGACCAAUUCAGAGCAUUUGUUGCUGUCCCAUGAUCGAUUGCUUGAUUAUAUGUUUUAAAGAGAAAGUAAACUGUGUUGGGGGGGGGGGCAACUUUUGCCAUACUUGCAGGUAUGGCACACACCUACCUUCUUCUAUGCUGUCCUCCAGUGAUGAUCGGUCCAAGCACCUGUCACUGUUGCGUCCCCUGCUGCUGCCAUCUCUGCUUACGAUUAUUUAGGGUCCUGUGGAGACCCUCAGCAAUUGAGCUACCACAAAUGAUUCGACUUCUGCACUUGCGCACAGAAGUUACAUCAUCCCCACCACGCCGUCCAAUGAGCUGAGUGUGCGCUGUACAGCUACAAAGAUAAUAUAAAAAUUUUAGGUGAAAGAGGAUGAGACUUGGCAUGUCCAAAAAUCCUUACCUUGUAGCACAUUUUAUUUUUAAAAUAGUUUAGUUCUGCUUUAAAUUCCAUUGCCUGUCAUAUGUUUCAAUGGAUGCAAUUGAUUGCUAGCAAUGUUAGUUUUCCUGCAUGCGCCCUUUAUUGGGGGCAUUUAUGGGUAGCUUGGGAGGUCUCCCCUCAGCUAUUCUGAUAAGGCCCACUAUAAUUAUUAGCAAUGGCCCAGAUUCAGGUAGCAAUUGCGUCUGCGUAACCAUAGCAAUUGCUUACUUGCGCCGGCGUUU